Messenger RNA from Zalophus californianus (California sea lion), 6030 nucleotides. RefSeq names its product HBS1 like translational GTPase (gene HBS1L). The transcript has 5 exons. Gene Ontology annotation, molecular function: GTPase activity; GTP binding. Gene Ontology annotation, biological process: translation. Lineage: Eukaryota; Metazoa; Chordata; Mammalia; Carnivora; Otariidae. The record is from RefSeq and is a predicted model, not a curated record. Bases 171 to 2072 code for a protein of 633 amino acids.
GCCGUCUUUCAAUGCGCAGAUAAAACGUCGCGCGUGCGCAGGCGCUCAGCGAAGAGGCCUGCCGGAAGUCAAGAUGGCGCGUAUGUGUUGUCCAGGCCGCAGUUAGCGCUUUAUCAGCAUCUAAAUCGUGUGUUUUGUAAGGGGCUGUGGCGAACGCCCUCUCCGUCGCCAUGGCCCGGCAUCGGAAUGUCCGAGGCUAUAACUACGAUGAAGAUUUUGAAGAUGAUGAUCUCUAUGGCCAGUCUGUAGAGGAUGAUUAUUGUAUUUCGCCAUCAACAGCUGCUCAGUUUAUUUACUCGCGGCGUGACAAACCUUCACUUGUUGAGCCUCUAGAAGAAUACGAUUACGAAGAUCUGAGAGAGUCCUCCAAUUCUCUUUUGAACCAUCAGCUGAGUGGAAUUGAUCAAGCUCGUCUUCAUUCAUGCCUUGAUCACAUGAGAGAGGUACUUGGAGAUGCUGUGCCAGAUGACACUUUGAUUGAAGCAGUUCUGAAGAACAAGUUUGAUGUGCAGAAGGCUUUGGCAGUGAUUCUGGAACAAGAUAAAAUGCAAAAUUGGAAGGUCAAGAGUGAGGGAGCAAUAUCUACAGGGAAGAUAGCAAAAGGAGUCUUAUUAUCUUCCUCUGAAGUUUCAGCUGAUAAUGUUCAAAGCUCUUGUCCUCAAUCCACAAACCACUUGGAUCGUAGUAGCAAAUCCUUUGAUUUUUCUGGCCCAGUAGCAAAAUCUGGAUUAUAUCCUAAUUCCUCAGUUGUACCAAGUCACUAUUUACUCCAUAAAAAAGAGAAACCUGACAGACCUAAAAGUGAAAAGAAACUAGAAUCAUGUAAGUUAACAAAAGAGCUGUCACUAGCUGACCUAAUUGAUGAUAUGCCAAGAGAUUCUUGUAAAAGUCAGCCAUCAGUCAGAUUAUCAACCACAGAUAGUCUGGAAAGUCUAUUUUCAAAGAAUCUAGGUGCUGAUAUGUUAAGACCUCAUGAAUCUGAAUGUGUUUCCAAAGAUGAUUCUUCAUUCAAAGAAAUACCAGAUUUAAAAUCCUUAAUGAUAAAGAACAUAACACCUAAUAACUCUUUAUGUACUCAAAAUAAUUUGCUACCUGAUUUGCAAAACAUUCCAGUAGAAAACAGCAUAGGAAAUUUAAAUGAUCCUUCGCUCUUAACUAGCUCAUUGGAAAAUACGGCUCAUGAUAAUUUAAAUGCUAGUAAAAUGACUGAUGUUGGAAGUGUUUCUUCAGUUGAACAAAGUGCCAAGAAUUACAUUUUAAAAAGUGACACUUUGCAGUUUUCUCAGUGUGAAAGUCCAUCCCUAGCUGAACUAUUGCAGGAGCACAAAGAAAACAAUCCGAGCCAGUGCUUUACUUUAUCUGAUCUUUGUAACCAGUCAUCUUCCAGUUUCACAGAUUUAAGUUUGGGAUCCUUUCCCUUGUCACAGCUAGCAAAUCGGUAUCCAUCUUCGACUGGAAUAUCAGAAUUAACAGGAUCUCUGUCAUCUUUGGCAUUUUGUAAAGCUUCUCCUACAAGAGACCUUGAGAAUUUGUCACUUUCUGAUUUGAUUGCAGAAACAAUUGAUAUAGACGACUCUCAGAUUAAGGAUUCUUUUAAGCUCAGUUUAUCUGAAAUGAGGUCACCUGGAAUAGAUUCAAAUAUUGAUCUUAGUGUCCUUAUAAAAACCCCUGAUUUUGUUCCAAAACAUGCAGUAGACCAAUCAGUUGCUCCAACAUCAGAAACAAAAGUUUUAAGUUCAAGGUUAGGGAAAAGCUUCAAUUCUGCUAAGGAUAGUAAGAAAACCAAUAAAGGCUCUUUGACUAGGAAACCACCUUUUUCUCUCUCUUGGACCAAGGCCCUUGCUGCUAGACCUUCAGCUUUUGCUUCAACACUGUGUCUUCGUUACCCACUGAAAAGCUGCAAGCGACGCACCCUUGACCUGUAUAAGACUUUUCUUUAUAGUAGACAAGUUCAAGACAUAAAGGACAAAGAAAUAAGUCCUCUUAUAGCAAUAACACCAUUUGACUUCAAAUCAGCAUCUCCUGAUGACAUUGUAAAAGCUAAUCAAAAGAAAGCUUUCACUAGAGAAUAGUAACAAAAGGAAAACUUGAUAACUGUUGUAGAGCUUUUGUUUUAAAUUAAUUUAAAGUCUUUAUAGAAUUACCUUAUAUUAUGGGAUUCAAGUUGUGAUUUUUAUAUUAAAAUUGUCUUAAGUCAGUUGAUAGCUUUAGUUGAUAAUGAUUUUUGCACUGAAAAAAAAUUUUUUUUUUUUUUUACUAUAUCUUCUUUUAGUGAUAACUGGCUUUAUUUAAGUUGAUAGCCUAAAAUGGGUGUAUGUUUACAAAGUGUAUUUGGAAACUUGAUAUUGUGAAAUCAAACCUCUCAGAUAUUUUUGUUUGAAGCAUUCAACUUUAUAAGUUUUUACAAUGAGACAUUUUCUUUUAUAAAGUAUUUUUGUGCUUCGUUCUUAAAUGAAAAUGCCACUUGGGAUUACUAAAGUUCAGUGAUAAAAGAUUUUUCUUAUGAUACGUGGCAUAGCAUAGGUGAGAUGUAAUUAUAUUUUAAAAUAUUAGUGAUAUCAUUCCCAUUCAUUAUUUUUCUAUUAAAAAAUUUAAAAAUUCCUGACUUUUAAGAAUACUGUGGAGGUUGUUGAAAUACAUUUUUUGAUGAUAAUAAAAUGAAAAUCCUUUAAGGGACCAUGUAUAUACUGAAGUUGGAUUAAUACAUAAGUUAUUUUUAUACAUUUUCAAAACCAUUUGUCCUAAAUGCACACUUUAAAAUAAAUACAUAGAAAGGGUUUUCAAGUAUGGUUGCAUGUUUCUGAACAGAUAGUUUUAUCAGAUCUCUUACCCUUUUUUUUUUUUUUUACUGUAAAUAAUGAAAUGUCGAGUUUUCCUCUUUGAUACUGACAGCUGUGUAUACUCCACUGACAAAGUUUCAGCAGUGGUAGACCAAAUAAAAGCUCUUCUAAUUGCUAGAACAAGUAUGUAAUUCAUACUUUAAAGCAGUGGUCCUUAGCUAACAAUCAGAAUCGCUGGGGGAAUUUUUUCAAAACACAGAUACUGUGGCUUCACUCUAGACAUGGUCAGUCUCUGAGGGAUGGCGAUUGGGAAUGUGUAUUUUCAAAAUAAUCCCUAGGUGAUUUUGAUGUGUUACUUUUACUUGAGAACCACUGCCUUAGGGGAAGAAAUCAGUAGUAUGAGAGGAAUUACUAAUGCUAAGAAAAACAUCUGACCAAUGUGAAUUUACACUUCAUAGUUUCUAGUAAUCAGGAAUACCAAGGAAAAUUAUGAAUUAUGAAUUAUAGUCUUUUACAUAAGAGUUUGCUGAUAGUGUAUUAUUAAUAUUUCUUGCAGGAAAAAAUAGUGUCUAAAAUGUUAUUUCUUAAUGAAAAUGAAAUAGAGCUGGACUUUUCCCAGUAAAGAAAUAUUUUUCUCUGGCAGCUACUUCACUAUGCUUUUGAUAAUUUUUUUUUUUUUUUGUAUUUCUUGUUUCAGUUGAUUUUCAGAAUGACAUUCCAAUAUUUUUAGCUGUGUAUAAUGUUUUUAUAUCCAGUGUUUUGGUGGGAAAACUUAAGCCAGAAUUAUGUCUUCAUUGUUCUUGACCACUUUUUCAUGAUGUCUUCAGGUUUUGUUUUUAAUUGCGUAUUUCAGUGCACAUCAUGCUGAUGCUUAGGGGAUCAUAUAAAUCACAUUAUGUUUUAUGGCCGAUUUUAAAGUUUGGAUUAUCCCAACUGCUGAUUUUGUUUUCCUCCUCUUAAACCUUGAUGAAACAUUUUAGUAAUUUUAUAAAAUUAGUAUAUGACUCAUCAACUAGAUUUAUAUAUGGGUAGUCUCCCACUUAGAAUUGAGUUGUAUUCUAUGAGUCUGUUUGGAACUGACAGUAAUUCCAGAUAGAUUAAGUGUUAUGCAUGUGGUCCACUUUGCACAUGAAUCCACAAAUAAUGCUUACUUAACCCACACUGAAAUUGAACAGUGGUACUAUUAUUUUACCUUCUUUUACAACAGAUUUUCAAGCGGAAAUACAAUACUUUUAAGCCAUAUAGAAGAUCUUGUAGAGUGAACUAGGUCUCCUUUUAUUGACUGAUUAGGAUUGUAACUAUCACUUACAAGAUUAUUUAGGGGGAAAAACUAUGUUGCAGAAUGAUAGGGAAGGCAACAAUUUUUAAAUAGGUCUCCCUCUUUCCCUUGUCAUGGCUACUGGUCCGUCAGGCACAUGCAUGAUAUGGCCUUGUUGACUAAGGAAGUGUCACAGUCUCUGAGAUUCAGAGAGUGGAACCAGGAAGACCCCUUGCCCCUUCCACCCUUGGCUUUUGGCCAUUGAUAAAGAGAUCAGUGCCUGUUUGUGGAUACCAUUCCCAGUGACAAUGAUUGCUUGCACUAAGUGCAUAUUCUGCACCAACUGCUGGUUGUAGACUGACUGCUGUCUUGGUAGCUCAGGUAUGCUAAGAGUUUUGGUUUAUUUUAUAAUUCCAAUAUCAGUUUUGUGAUGCAAAGCCAUUUUUAUUUGCAUUAUGAUCACGUGCAUUAAUAUUUUUCUUUAGGAAUGUAAAUGAUACUGUAAUUAUAUUCUAAGUGAUACAAAAUGCAAAAGACACUUAAAAUUACUAUUUUUGCUCACUUUUUUUUGGUCUUUAAAUGAUCUAAAUGAUUUAAAUGGCUCAUGGAUGUUUUGUCCUUUUGCAUUCUAAAGUCUUUGGCUCUUUUGGUUAUGGUUCUUCUUUCCAUUAAUUGCCAAGAACUAGGGUUUCACUUGUGUACAUAACACUUUGCUUAACUUUUCUUUCUUUUUUGUUUUACCUUUCUCCUAUUUCGAGUUUAAUAAUUGGCAUUCUAACCUCUUUUCGGCUUUGAAUCCUUCUUUCUUGAACUUUUCUUUGCCUUUUUUCUUCUCAUAUAAGUAGUAAUAAAUAUUCCCAGUGUGUUAUAUUUUAUGUUUAGUAUUCAAGUGGCAGGUCAUGCAACUGAUUGUCACACCAGAGAUAAAACUAGUACAGCGCUUUUCUUUGUAUGUGAAAGGAAACACUGUUAAGAUAAACACAGUUAAAAGUAAUGAGUUCUUAUGUGAUUAUUUACCUUUUAAAUUGACCCUGAAUUUAUAUGUGGACCAUUACAAAUAAAAGUACACAGUUACACGUUGAGGAAGAACUAUGUCUCAACAAAUUUUUUGUUUUGUGUUCCUACAAGUGUAUAUUGGUUAUAGAGUCAUUUUUGUAGUAGCCUAAACAUUUUUUUGUUACUUAUAUAAACAAAGAGAAUGUUGACCAGACAGGGAAGGGUUGAUAGUAAUUUCUUUACUAGUUUUCUUUUAAAAUUAUAUAAGGCUCAGUGUAUGCAGUUGUACAUUGUAUUUUUAAUUUUUAGGGUGUAAAAGACUUGUCAUUUUGAGUGUAUAUAUACAUUUUUGUAAAAGCUACAUUGAAAUAAAUGAUAAUUCUGAGAUUCUCUUAAAUAAGAAAACAUCACAGUUUAUCCAUAGAGAUUUUUUAGAUAAGCUUGAUCCUUCAGAACGGAAUUUCAAUAAUUUAUGCUGAAGGUACCUGCUUUUAUGUUCCUGUAAACAAAUUAAAAAAAAAAAAGAAACUACCUGGUUGUAAAGAAUUUCUUCUAAAAUAUUUGUCACUUAGAAUUCUUGCUUUACAAAAGGUAGAAUUUUAUAUAUGUUUACCUUGGGGGGACUUAACAUACCAUGCUCAUGGGGACCAUUUUAAACAACAAAAUAACCAACUAAAAUCAUAAUGUGAAAAAUGUGACACUAGAUAGAAAAGGGUGUUAUUUAUGGUGUGAGAGCUGAAAUAAGAAGGCAGAGUAUCUUACCACCUUUUGACCUCAGCUGGGACUGUGCAUAUUGGGGGGUUCAAAGUUUUUGCUUCCCUGCACUUGUCUGGGCGUGAUUGCAAAAGUGCUACACAUAGUGAUUUUGGGGUUACUAAUAAAUUUUAGUGAAUAUAGGUGAAUUUGCAAAUAUAGAAACUGUGAGUAAUAAGGAUGGAUUGUACAUUUUUUGACCCACUAUUCACCAUCCUUUUUGCUACUUUUUUUUUUUUAAGA